AAUCUUCACAUAUUGACAGAUCUGUGUCUAUCAAUGAUUAUAAUCUCAAUGUGAAAUCAUCAGUUGAGAACUUGAGAAAUGCAAUAAUAAAGGAAUUGUCUGUGUCAUGUGUGACUGAGUCUUUCACAUUUCUCUCUUCUCUCUCUAUUUCUUUCUCUGCUACUCUCUCACAAUCUUCUACACUUGUCUCUGUGUCUGGUUCUCCCGCUCCCGCUAUCUCUGUUCCCGCUACUCUCACUCCUGCUACUCUGCUCUACUACUUCUACAUCUACUAUCUCUGC
Molecule: messenger RNA, 281 nt
Organism: Blastomyces gilchristii SLH14081
Lineage: Eukaryota; Fungi; Ascomycota; Eurotiomycetes; Onygenales; Ajellomycetaceae
Exons: 1
Source: RefSeq, a predicted model, not a curated record